Molecule: messenger RNA, 108 nt
Organism: Penicillium arizonense
Lineage: Eukaryota; Fungi; Ascomycota; Eurotiomycetes; Eurotiales; Aspergillaceae
Exons: 2
Coding region: 1-108 (35 amino acids)
Source: RefSeq, a predicted model, not a curated record
AUGACUACUGGUGGCAUCGAUGAUCGCUACCUCGACCUUAUCCCAGUGGAUUUGGUUCAUCAGAUCAUGCGUUGCUUCGAAUCGAUGGACGAAACCGAGGACGGCUAA